GUACUCGUGCACCCCAUUAUCUUUCAACCUUAUUGAUUAAGUAACUUUUAUAUAUAUUGUUGGUACUAUAUAAUAAUUUUUUGUGUCUUUCACAUCAUAUUAAUUUGGGUAUGGCAAGUAGUAGUAGUAGUGUUACUGGAGGGACAGGGUCACCAUGUGGUGCAUGCAAAUUUCUAAGAAGAAAAUGUGUUGUUGAUUGUAUAUUUGCACCUUAUUUUAACUCAGAGGAAGGUCCUUCAAAAUUUGCUGCAAUUCAUAAAGUGUUUGGAGCAAGUAAUGUGUCUAAAUUGUUGCAUAAUGUACCUGUGGAUGAUCGUUGUGAUGCUGUUGUUACAAUUGCUUAUGAAGCACAAGCUAGGAUUAAAGAUCCUGUCUAUGGUUGUGUUGCCAACAUCUUUGCUUUACAGCAACAGGUAGCAUACUUACAGUCUCAAGUGAUGCAAGUGAAAGCUCAGCUAGCUCAAAGCUUAAUCAAUAAUUCAAACAAUUCUUAUAAUCCUCAAUGGAUCAUCAACAACAACAAUAAUAAUGUAGCAUCAAGUGGGCAAAUGACAACUUCAUCAUCCUUUCCAGCUAAUUAUCCAAAUUAUUAUAUUAAUGUGAAGUCCAACUCAUCACCACAAAGCUCAUCAAUGGAGUCUGCUGAUCAUUAUAGUGAUGGCCAUGGGAUGAGUAUGCAAGACAUACAUAGCCUAGACCAAUUUUUGUAUCAGCCUUAUACUAGCUAGUAGAAUAGGAAUUUUACACUUUCAUAAACGUGCUUGGGCAAACCCUCAAGCAUUUUUUUUUUAGGAUGAGGGUAAAUCGAGUCUUUUUUCUACUUAAUGGACAAAGUUACUUGAUAACGAUAUUGUACCGGUAAGAAAUAACAGGUGUUUAAUGAAAUAGUUAAUACACGCAAGUUAGUCCGGACACUGUUCGGAAAAUGAAUCAUUUAGGUAGGUUGGGGGCAAGGAAAAAAAAUCACUU
Molecule: messenger RNA, 969 nt
Organism: Capsicum annuum
Lineage: Eukaryota; Viridiplantae; Streptophyta; Magnoliopsida; Solanales; Solanaceae
Product: LOB domain-containing protein 16-like
Exons: 2
Coding region: 111-728 (205 amino acids)
Biological process (GO): positive regulation of DNA-templated transcription; hormone-mediated signaling pathway
Cellular component (GO): nucleus
Source: RefSeq, a predicted model, not a curated record